CGUGUCAGUCCUCGCUGGGCAGCCGCCCCUCUCUUCUGCCGCGGCCUGUUUCAGCGGGGCUCUACACCGGCCCCUGACUCGGGGAGGCCCGGGGCGGACCAGGGCACUGCUGUCACCGCAUCCAGAGCUGAGCCGACACAUGAUCAGAGUAAUGAGCUGUGGUGGGACUUUGUGAAGUUCUUUAGGAUUGGAGACACGGCUUCAGGGGACGUUCACACUCGCCGCCACGCCGAGAAGAACGCGGACAGAUUGAUUGACAUCUCUUCCUUAUUCUAACACCCUCUGCGUUAUAAUACCGGUUCUUCAGCCCUUUGUGAAGCUCCUACUCUGUGCCAAGUUCUCGGGGUAUAGCAGUGAACAAGAGAGAUGCAGACUUUUCACCUGCAGAAUUUAUGGUGCAGGGACAGUUUUCUCUAACCUUGCUGAAAUAGGCCUGGACAAGUCAGUAAUUUUCUUCAGUCAUCUCAUAUUUAAAGUCUGCAGCUGAGAUCUGAAAGAUGACUACUGAAGAUCACAAGCUAGUCUCUGAUGCAUAGUUUUAAAAACUUUUUUUUUAAAAAAAUACGUUUUCGCUUUAUUUUUAUUUGUUUGAGAAUGAUAGGCAGAAAACGAACUCCUGAUAGAAACGAACUCCAGACGCAUGCGCCACCUUGUGCGUCUGGCUUAAAUGGGUCCUGAGGAGUCGAGCCUCGGACGGGGUCCUUAGGCUUCAAAGUGGCUUUCUGACAGGAAGAAGAGAGCCCUGCAGAAGAAAGAUGUCGAUGUUCGUAGGAGGAUUGAACUUAUUCAGGAUUUUGAAAUGCCUACUGUGUGUACCACUAUUAAGGUGUCAAAAGAUGGACAGUAUAUUUUAGCAACAGGAACUUAUAAACCUCGGGUUCGAUGUUAUGACACCUAUCAAUUGUCCUUGAAGUUUGAACGGUGUUUAGAUUCCGAAGUUGUCACCUUUGAAAUAUUAUCUGAUGACUAUUCAAAGGUUGUCUUCUUACACAAUGAUAGAUACAUUGAAUUUCAUUCACAGUCAGGUUUUUACUACAAGACCAGAAUACCUAAGUUCGGCAGAGAUUUCUCUUACCACUAUCCAUCCUGUGACUUGUACUUCGUUGGUGCAAGCUCUGAAGUUUAUAGACUAAACUUAGAACAAGGACGGUACCUGAAUCCUUUACAAACUGAUGCCGUGGAGAACAAUGUUUGUGACAUAAAUUCAGCACAUGGCUUGUUUGCCACAGGAACAAUUGAGGGUCGAGUGGAAUGCUGGGACCCAAGAGUAAGAAACAGAGUUGGGAUGUUAGACUGCGCAUUAAGUAGUGUCACAGCAGACUCAGAGCUAAACAGUUUACCAACCAUCUCUGCUCUGAAGUUUAAUGGCGCCUUAACCAUGGCAGUUGGGACAUCAACAGGGCAGGUUUUAUUAUAUGAUCUUCGAUCUGAUAAGCCAUUGCUAGUUAAAGAUCAUCAAUAUGGACUGCCAAUUAAGUCAGUUCAUUUCCAGGACUCAUUAGAUUUGAUUCUGUCUGCAGAUUCUAGGAUCAUCAAAAUGUGGAAUAAGAACUCAGGAAAGAUAUUUACCUCCUUGGAGCCUGAGCAUGACCUAAAUGAUGUUUGCCUCUAUCCCAACUCAGGAAUGCUUCUAACUGCCAACGAAACCCCCAAGAUGGGCAUCUAUUACAUUCCGGUUCUGGGUCCUGCUCCCAGGUGGUGUUCCUUCCUGGACAACUUAACAGAAGAGUUGGAAGAGAAUCCAGAGAGUACCGUGUAUGAUGAUUACAAAUUUGUCACCAAGAAAGACCUUGAAAAUUUAGGGCUCACACAUCUCAUUGGAUCACCUUUUCUCCGGGCAUAUAUGCAUGGAUUUUUCAUGGAUAUAAGACUCUACCAUAAGGUAAAACUGAUGGUAAAUCCAUUUGCUUAUGAAGAAUAUAGGAAAGAUAAAAUUCGACAGAAGAUAGAAGAAACUCGUGCACAGAGAGUCCAGUUAAAGAAAUUGCCAAAAGUUAACAAAGAACUGGCACUUAAAUUAAUUGAGGAAGAAGAAGAAAAACAAAAAUCUACAUUGAAAAAGAAAGUCAAGAAUCUUCCUAACAUUCUCACCGAUGAUCGGUUCAAAGUUAUGUUUGAGAACCCUGACUUCCAAGUAGAUGAAGAAAGCGAAGAAUUUAGGCUUUUGAAUCCACUUGUUUCAAAAAUUAGUGAAAAAAGGAAGAAGAAACUUAGACUUUUAGAGCAACAAGAACUUCAUGAAAAAGAAGAGGAGGAAGAACCGGAAGGAAAACCAAGUGAUGCAGAAAGUUCAGAGAGUUCAGAUGAUGAAAAAGACUGGGUUGAAGAGGUCAGGAAGCAGCGCAGACUUCUGCAACAGGAACAGAAAAUGAAGCGGCAGGAACAACUGAAGGAGGACCAGCAUACGGUCCUGAAGCCCCAGUUCUAUGAGAUCAAAGCAGGAGAAGAGUUCAGAAGCUUCAGAGAUUCUGCCACAAAGCAGAAACUGAUGAACAAAACUCUUGAAGAUCGCUUGAAACUUGAAGCAAAAAAUGGAACAUUGAGUGUAUCAGACACCACUGUUGGCAGCAAGCAGUUAACAUUCACACUCAAGAGGUCGGAACAACAAAAGAAGCAACAGGAGGCUGAGAAGCUACAUCGUCAAGAGAGGAAGAAGCUCCGCCGUUCUGCUGGCCACCUGAGGUCCAAACCCAGAGGAGGCCGGCCCUUUCACUGAAGGGGACACAGGACUGCAUGGCCCCGGAAACUGCAAUGCUCUCUGAUCCUCAGGAGGGUAUCUGACCCAAACGAGGGAAUACCUGGCUUUAAGUUCCACAUGGAUUCUUACACGUGAAGGUGAAUGUCUGGAACCUGGGCCACUGCCUCAUCCUCAGUGGUCCUAGUUAGUCCUAAGGGUGCUUUUGCUAAGUUGUUCCUCCCUUAUAAAUACUGUCCUUUUUCCCACCAAUAGGUUAAACCAGGUCAUCAUUUUCUAAUAUUGUGGAAGGAGUACCAUGAAAUGAAAUAUUUAUCCCAUGCUAAAAACAAGAACUUACCAUGUUCUGGGAAUUUCUCUUUUUUGCAGUGCCUACUGCCAGCCAAAAUUAAACCAUCCUGAAGUCCUCCCCUGUUAUACCCAAGGCUUGCUAAUUGACCUUGCUUGUGUCUAUACAUUUAUGUUGACAGCUUUGUUUGCUUGCUUCAGUAUUACAUGGGGAUUUUUAAACUAUUUUUAUACUAACAGUAUAAAUUAUUGGUAAUAAUAAUAAAAACAUUAAAUGGAAA
Molecule: messenger RNA, 3264 nt
Organism: Jaculus jaculus (lesser Egyptian jerboa)
Lineage: Eukaryota; Metazoa; Chordata; Mammalia; Rodentia; Dipodidae
Gene: Nol10
Product: nucleolar protein 10
Exons: 21
Coding region: 800-2716 (638 amino acids)
Biological process (GO): maturation of SSU-rRNA from tricistronic rRNA transcript (SSU-rRNA, 5.8S rRNA, LSU-rRNA)
Cellular component (GO): 90S preribosome; small-subunit processome; nucleus
Molecular function (GO): protein binding
Source: RefSeq, a predicted model, not a curated record